AGCAGACAAGGCCAGUAGCUUUCAGAGAAACAGAAACAGGAAGAACUGGAGGUGAGAGGAGCUCCAUGGCAGCCUGCAAGUGCCAACUGUAGCAAAUACAAGUAGAUGACUGUGAACUCUGCCUCCCAUGAUGGACAAGAAAAGUACCAAUGGCUUUCAGACCAAGGCCAGUGAAGGUGGUGUUCAGAAGAAGCAGCUGCCCUACUCGGUGGAGACACCGUAUGGCUUCCACCUGGAUCUUGAUUUCCUCAAGUAUGUUGAUGACAUUGAAAAAGGCAACACGAUCAAAAGGGUCCACAUCCAGCGUAGGGUGAAGGGACCACCUAAAUUCAGCACUCUGCCAAGAAAUUUCAGCCUUCCUGGACAUGGAGUCAGGCCUGCUCCCAAAGAAAAGGACAGUGCAUGGUCUGGGACAUCUACCUUGGGACCCAAGCCUAAAUCACGGGUGACAGAAGUCCAACAGAUUUUUGACUUCAGAGCAAGUGAAGGGGGAAUAUCCAACCAGAGUGCCAGAAGUCCAACCAAUCAAGGAACUGGAUAUGUUUCAGCAAAACCCAGAGAUGAUGCAGGUGCCGUGGCUCGAGGUGUUGAAGACAAAACUGCUACAAUUCAAAGUCGUCCAAAUCUUCUCAGAGCAUCAAGCAUGCCCAUCACCCUACAGCAGCGCAAAGGCUCAGAUUCCAGCAGCCCUGACUGCGCCAUAGGAACCCCAGAGAGUGGCUCAACAGAAAACAUGUUCCGUGCUUCACCUGAGAUAACUGAACGACGAUGUCUCCCGCAGGAUAGAGCAGGUCUUCACCAGCAGAUUACAGUGGCUCUAAGGAGGGUCAGAGAACUAGAGGAGCAAGUCAAAACCAUCCCAGAAUUAAAGGCUCAGAUCUGCUCUUUAAGGGAAGAGAGGGAAAAGUUACUCCUUCAGCUUCAAGCUCAAGCCCAAGCCCAAGCCCAAGCUCAGAUUUCCACAUCAUCACAUGAAGUAGCAACAAGUUCUGGGGCCAAUUGUCAUAGUCAAGUCCACAAACACUCAGAAGGGCUCAACUUAUCUGUGACACCUCCACCCCUUGGAGGUUUAGAAACGGCUGAACGUGUGGCCGAAGAGCCAGUAAAAGAGAAAAAGAGAGUAAGUGAGACACAGGUGACUAAAGUCUCACAAAAGCAGAGAGUGACUGCCACGGCACAGAGACCAACACUGCCGUCACAAGAAUUAGACAAGCGAAAAGAGACUUUAGAGAGUCCACAGGAGGAUGCGGUGAGAAAACUGUUGCAGGACAUUGAAGGGCAUGAAUUAACACUAUUAGACGUAACUAGCAAAGAAAACGAGAAUGGCCGAAGUCUAGAUUUGAAUAGAACAAAAGAAGGAAACUUUGAGGGCCCAGAUGGAAUGUGCAAUUUGCAGGAGAAGCUCAAUGUACUGGAGGCAAAACUUACUCAGGCUAGCCAAGAGCUGGAGAGAACAAAUUCUCUUUUGAAGGAGCAAAUAAAGGAGAACAAAGCAAAAGAGGAGAGAAUAUUAAAACUGAGUGAAGGAAUGAGAGUGGAAAUUUGUUCCACACCAUCACUAGAGCGCCCAAGAAGAGAAAGCAUGGAUGCAGGAACAGUUACAGAGAGAACAGAUUUCGCUAACCAGGAGACAGCUACAGAGUCCCCAGGUACAGUAGAUCAAGGGACAGACAUGGAUAGAAUCUGUGUGGAAGUGUGCAUUCCCAAACCAAGCGCUGGAAGUGUAGAUCAAGGGACAGUGACUGGUAAAGCCGGCACCCAUGACCAAGUGACAGAGAUAGAAGGAGAGGAACCGUUGAUUCCACCUCGACCCCGAGCCAACAGCAUGGAGCAGGGCACAAUUACAGAGAGCAUCUCCACUCAGGAUCAGAUGACUGAGACAUCUGUGGCUGAAAGAGUAAACCAAGUCACAGAAACAGAAGGAGAGACAGUGAUAGACCAUCCCCAGAGGCCAAGGGCCAGCAGCGUAGACCAAGGGACAGAGACAGAGCGAGUGGACACAGUGGACAGGGUGACAGAGACAGAAGCAGCGCCAAGAACUGAUCAGCAAACUGAAACUGAGACAGAAAGAAGACAGGACAACAACCCCGACAGGCAUACAGAGGCAGAAGCUCAAGUCAAUGAAAAUGAAGACAGACGACAACAAAGUCCUGUGGUCAGUGAAGGACUUGAAGAUAAAACAACAAAUGAACAAAUUAAAAAAGAAACCGAAAGUCUAGUUCUGGAUGUUUCUACAGAGAGUAGAACUACAGAAGGUGACGCAUUUGUGCAGAUUGUAGUUUCAGAUGUUAGGAGCAAGACCGUCGAUUGUCCAAGUCCAGUGUCUGCAACAGUAGACAGUGAGACUGCUGUGAUUCCUACACAAGUUGACUCAAAAACACAAAAAAAUGAGAUCCUUAAGAAUGUAGAAACAGAAAACACUGAAUCCAAACAUGACACCUUGGACAAGACUGAGAAGAAUGAAGCAAAAGAAGAAGAGGAAAGGUGUGCUGUUAUCAAGGAAAGCGUGGUUAUGGACAGUGUUGUUGGAACAGCGGAGAGUUCAGAUGUGAAGACAGCAGCACCUGUAAGACCACAGCGUGGGCGAAAGACCUCCAUAGAACAGCUACAGCCAUCAUCUUCUCAACUGCAGGCACUUCCUGUUCUCCCUCCUGGGGAGUCCAGUGAAACUCAAGCUCAGCAGAUCCAGACAAAAACCCAACCCCAGGCUCCUGUACAGUCUGUCGUACAAUCUGACGUGCAGUCCUCAGCACAGCGCUCUGAAUCCCAGGAAACACAUCAAGCCCCUUCUGUGUCUCAGGUCGAAAACCAUAGUCAAUCAAAGAAGCCUUCUAAGGAGUCCACUGUGAGGCAAUCUCAAGCACAACCUCAGGCUGGCGCUAAAAGUCCCUCCCCAGGCUCCGUUGAAGUCCAGAUCAGACCCAAAUCUAUUCAAGCCCAAUCUCAGUCUCAAGUUUCUACAUCCCGUAAAGACUCAAAGGAAAUGAAAGCACCACAGAAGGGGACCAGUGUAACCAAUACAGCUAGACGUGGAUCUGGGGAAGCCAAGACCCGCCCGACUCCUCAGGGUUCCCGUAGAAGCUCUAGUGACACUCAACCACUUCUCAAAGAUGCCAGUGAACCACAAUCACUACGAAGAGGUUCCACUGAAGCAGCUCAGCGACGUGGUUCAGGUGAAGCUUCACGUCGGGAUUCUGCCGACGCACAGUCUGCUCGCAGAGGUUCCAGUGAAUCGCCCACAUCGCCUGCGGCUUUGGGCCACGUCGUGACACGGAUAACAGGGCUUCUUGGAGAGCAGUGGGCACAGCUGGGGAGCAGCUCCGGAGCACAACAGCCAGCCAGCCAGCAAGAAAGCCCCAUAGCACAGAAACAGGCCGUGAGCAAAAGGACAGAGGCAGGAAAGGGAACUUCAGCCAAGCCCACAGGGAAAUCAGAGUCAGCAGCAACAACGGGGAAACAAGCAGGAAAGCCUGGUCCCUCCAAAAUGAGCUCUAUUCAGAGUCAACUGGUCAGUUCCCUCAGUGUGCUCUCUGCUUUCUACUCCCCAGGCCAGAAAGGGGCUUCUGCCAGCAAACAGCAAGAACAAGGUCUCAAAUCUAUUAUGAAGAAAAAUGGUGUUGCUGACAAGCAAGGCAACAAGGGAGCCAAGAAGAACCUGAAAUUUGUUGGGGUGAAUGGAGGCUAUGAGACGACUUCCAGUGAGGAGUCCAGCGGAGAUGAGAAGUCGAAAGUGGAGGUGGAGGAGGAAGACAGUUCAGAACCAGAGGUGGAGAAGGAAAAGGACAAGGAGCCUGAGAAAACAGAGGAACAAAGCCAGACAACAGAUGCAGAGGCAUCAGCUGAGGUUGGAGGUGCUGCAGUUGCAGAAAAGGAGGUAGAAAGAGGUCUGCUGGACCCAGAAGAGAGCCAGGAGUUCCUGGAUGAGCAGGCUGAGGGAGGUAAAGUUGACAAAGGAUUCAUUGAUGCUUGUCUGUAUGUAAAAGACCGCAUGGAAGAGGUCUCAUCUCCAGAUAAAGAAAUGCGUCAGGUAUUAGUGGUUCUCUACCAGGAAUGGUUUAAAGUGUCCAGUCAAAAAGACUCACAGGCAGAUACUGUUAGAUUAUACCUGCGACAAGUGGGCUUGACCACCCCCACUCUCCUGCCAUAUGUUGUAAACUUAACAGACGGCAAUGGGAAUAUGGCUCUCCAUUACAGCGUGUCACACUCCAACUUCCCUGUUGUCAGAUUGCUUCUAGAUACAGGUCUUUGUGAAACAGACAAUGUUAAUAAGGCAGGUUACACUCCCGUGAUGCUGGCCGCCCUGACGGCUGCUGAGAGUCCUGAUGACCUGGAAGUGGCCGAGCAGCUGCUGAAACUAGGAGAUCUUAAUGCACGCUCCAGACAGGCGGGCCAGACAGCACUCAUGCUGGCAGUGAGCCAUGGCCGAGUUGCCAUGGUGAAGCUGCUCCUGAGCUGCGGUGCGGAUGUAAAUGCCCAGGACCGCGAGGGAUCAACAGCCCUGAUGUGCGCUUGCGAACACGGACACACACACAUCGCCAGUCUGCUGCUGGAGACUGGUCAAUGCGAUACCAGGCUCACAGAUAAGAAUGGUCAGACAGCUCUGUCAGUGGCAGAGGCAGCCUCUCACCAAGACAUUGUUGACCUCCUGAAGGCCCAAGCAUCUGAGCCCACGUUGACUACAGACCUCCUCUGAGACAGUUUGCCACACCACAGCUCUUCCAUUUCCAUUGUACUCUUUCUCCUAAAAAUGAGGGGGGAAGCUGAAAUAAGUGCAUGGCACUCAGAAAAAUUUACUUCUCAGACGUGGAUUUACAUCUAAACUUGGACUCUUCUGCAUUUGGGUGUUUAUAGAUAUGCUGCACAACCUGCUCAAAAAGUCAAAGAGGAAUGAAUGAAGUGGUCAUCAUAUAUUGCCAUGGCAUCAAGUAUAACUGAUCGCUUUUUUAGCAAAACACAGGGUGAGAAUAUAAAUCUGGUAGUGGGCAAUACUCUGAACUGCUGCUUCUUAUCAUCAACUAAAACUUUAAGGAAAAUACUAAGCACAUGGUCUACCUUAAAUAUAUAUUAUUGAAAAUACAUUAAUUUCUAUUUUCUUUAUGAUACUGACAUCAUUCUUUUCAUAUUUGGACAUAAAAGCCAUUUAUCGAGAGCAUAGAUUGCUAGAUAGAUAUUUAGAUUGUAGGUUAUAAUCAUUUAAACAGAGACUGUAUUUUCUAUGGCACUUUUUAUUUUGUUUGUGUACAGUAAAUAGACUUCUAUGAUAUAAUUGUGAAGAGGAGACUAUAUGACUUCAAUGGUGUUGACUGACAUCAUUUAUUGAAUCCCAGUGAUCAUGUCAUGUGUGAUCUUAAUUUGUGAAUAACUGAAAUACUAAUGGUUUUAGCCAGACAUAGAAUAUUUCUGUUGGACAAAAGGUGAAUCACUUUUUAAUAACAAAAGAAAAAACAUGACCAACCUGAAGAGUAAAUAGAAAUGUCCUCUUUAAAAGAUUGUAACACGCAAAGGAAGCUGCAUGCCAAUAUAGUUACUCCCCCUACUGUCAUAUGUAAAGUACUGCACAGCAGUAUGUUGUAAUACUGUCUGUUUUCAUGACUUCUCUCUUGUUCAUGGGUUCGGAUAUAAUGUAUGCCUUGUUUGCCUGCUUGUUUCAAAUCAAUUCAUGUAUGCAACUGAUAUGAAAUGCACAAUGAAUGUCAGGCUGGCUGUGACACAUUCCAGGAGUAACAAUGUAGCAAGUUUAACUAAACUGGCAUGAAUCAAAGUACUAACAUUCAGGCUGUCAGUGGAUGUGGCGACAGUACAGUGAGUCUGGAAAUUGUAAUAUCGUGUUUCUGGAAUAAUUUCCUGGUUUUAUCACCAUAUCUUUAGAUUCCUGGGGGAAAAAGAAUCAAUUUAGUUUUCACCAGCAAUCUAAAUCUCACAACUGCAAAAAGAAAAUCUAAAAGGAGAGGGAUUAUUUUGUUUGCAGAAGGAAGCAAUAUCAGUGAAGUACUACCUUGUUGUUUAGGCACUGGGUAGGUCGUGGGACGUUGGUCUAGCCUUAAUUCGACAAAUAUCCACUGCUCUGGAGAUGAUGAUUGCAUCCCAGUAAUUUAGGAUCUUCUGUCUGCACCUGUCUUUAAGCGCUGUAAAACAUGAGUAGUGGUCCGAUAAAAUGUUUACAAUUCAACAUUCCUCCAUAGCCACAGCAAAUGCCAAUCAUUUGAAUAUGUUUACAUGAAAAAGUGGAAUAAGGUGAAGACAAUAAAAGAUAUGGCUUGUUGACUCCAGCUCCUCUGGACGCUGCCUGAGAGCAGUAACAGUUCAGUUGUCACUUCUAUGAAAGCUAUGAAAUCUGAUAUUCGAAUUGGUUACUGUUUCAUUGCUAAGGUCAGCAAACAUAAGGGAUAACACCACUGAAAUCUACAACUGCCAUAUCUGUGAUCAGCAACAAUCUAGUCUGUAUUUGUACUGACAAAAUGAGUCAAUUUGUGCUGGAGUAAGACUUAAGGUAAGUGAGGAAAAACAGAACGCCUCAAUUAUACCUACGUAUAAAGUUUUAUAAAAUAUUAAUGACCUGUUCCAUCACGAUUCAUUUAUUUUUCAUUGCUUUUUUAUACUUGUUUUUCCAGAAUCCGAUCAAUGGUUCUGAAUCAGUUCUCUGUCAUACCCACAGACUUGAAUAUGAAUAUUCAGCGCAAAAAAAAGACUAGGGCAAUUGUCCAGUAAGGGUCCCCAGGCUAGGCACUACAUGCUACCCUAAGCCUACCUCAGCUGUAACAUUGUAUGUUAUAAGGCGCUUUGGAUAAAAGUGUCUGCUAAAUAUACAACCAAACACUGACUGCAUUAACACAUCAUUUUUUACAAUUGGAUUUGUCACAUUGUAACACAGAUUUUCUCUUGAAUAACCUAUAUUUGGAAAGUUUCAUGUCAGAUCUGUACAUGUGAUCAAUAUAUAUACCCUGCCAUAUUUCAGAGAGCAGAGGAAAGGUCAGAUCUAUGUUGAGAGAUGUAUCUGGUUUAUCUGGUCUUCCGUGCCUACAUACAUCAUAAUAUUAUGAACAUCUACAAAUUUAAUCCAGUGUGACCCAGAUAUUUUGCAUCUGGUUGAUCGCCAAAGAGCUGAGAUCAAAUCUGCUGCAUAUUGGGUUAAAUUUCUGUAUUUUAAAUGUUUCUGUAAAUCCGGCCAAAUACAUGUACAUACAGUAUUGUGAAAAGUAUAUAACAAGUAUUGUCUGACAGUCUAACAAUGAUAUCAAGUAUUUAUUCAAAAUGCUAUAUUUUUUAUUAUAUCAAAAAUAUGUAUGCAUGGACAAAUAUUCAAGUGAUACUGCUCGAGGGGGAUUUGGGUGAUUGCAAAGUGUUCCCUGACGAUGUGAUCAUUUGACUUACUUUGACUGAUUGGAUGUUUGUGGUAUGUUCGUGACUCGGCGAGGCUGUGAAUUGUCAUGUGCCCUUAAUGCUACUUUUGACAUUUGCAGGGAAAAUGUGAACAUCUAACUCUGACUCAAGCUAUGAGAAUAAUGACUCCCCUCUUUAAACCCCAGUCUGAGAUUAUAGCUAUAUGACAGAGUCAAAUGUAAAAUCUGUACCUCUCUGUGAUAUUCUGUGUGAAACAAACUUGUAUCUUCUAAACAGAAAACUACUUCUAAAUAAAUCAAAGUUUAAACAUGAUUAAAGAUUAUUCCUCAACA
This is a messenger RNA of Menidia menidia (Atlantic silverside), 7673 nucleotides long. The record is from the annotation of a GenBank genome assembly. Lineage: Eukaryota; Metazoa; Chordata; Actinopteri; Atheriniformes; Atherinopsidae.